AUGGCUCCCAGGCAUGAGGAACACGCUCGCCCGCCGCCUGCACCAAGGUUAUGGUCGCGCCUCUCGACCUUGUCCAAACGCUCCUUUCGCUCCUUCACCUCCGACUUUGAGGCUGACGACGAACGUUCCGACAGCGACUCAGACUACGACAGGAUGAGUCCUGGAAGCAGCAGUGAUGGCUUCUUCCAUGGCCAAGGCCGAUAUCAGGGUGAAGAUACCCGUCCCACCAGCCAGAAGGAGCUAAACGGCUGGUACGCCUACGCCUUUGCUGCCGAAACCUAUGUUAUUUGUGGCUCAUUCAUCCCGAUUCUCCUCGAGACACUCGCUCGCGAAAAUGGCGUCCUAUUGUCGGACCGAACGACCCCUUGUGGCACGAGCGAUUCCAAGAACAAGGCCGAUGGACAAUGUAUCGUCUAUGUGCUCGGGAUGGAAAUCAACACCGCGAGCUUCGCCAUGUACACCUUCUCAAUCAGCGUCUUGAUCCAGGCUCUCCUGGUCGUGAGUAUCAGCAGCGCUGCCGACCAUGGCGACUCGAGGAAGAAGCUCUUGCUCACCUUCGCGUGGGUCGGUAGCUUCUCAGUUAUGGCAUACAUCUUCGUCAACAAGAGCAUAUACAUACUCGGCGCGUUGCUGGCCAUCAUUUCAAACGCAUCUUUUGGCGCAUCAUUCGUACUUCUGAACUCAUUCCUCCCUCUUCUCGUGCGAUACCAUCCCGAGGUUUUGGCGUCCGCGACGGUGCACACACCAGAUCUCGGUAACUCGGACAUGGAGUCGCAGCCUUUGAAUGGCACUCCCAUCGAUGAAGAUUCGGCUGUUGGCGAUGUAGAAGACUCCACCACCGCAUUGCUUGGAGAGAAUGCUCAUCAUGGUCAUCCUCUAGUAAGGAAAGCUACUCAUGAGGAAAUCACCUCGGUGGAGCUUCACCUUUCAACCCAGAUAUCUUCCAAGGGCAUCGGAACCGGUUACAUUGCCGGAUUGUUUGUGCAAUGCGUCGCUAUUGUCAUUCUGAUUGCGAUGCAGAACUCGACAUGGUCGCAAAGGGUUGUGCUUUUUGUUGUUGGUGCCUGGUGGACAAUAUUUACUAUUCCGGCCGCCAUGUGGCUGCGCCCGAGACCGGGCCCACCAAUGCCCAUCGACUCCGGCUCGGGUAAGGGCGCUCGUGCUUGGUUGAGCUACACCAAGAACGCCUGGAGCUCUCUCUUCAGGACAGUUCAGCUUGCUCGACGCCUCAGGGACAUCAUGCUGUUCAUCGUUGCCUGGUUCUUCCUCUCAGAUGCCGUGGCAACGACGUCAUCCACAGCGAUUCUCUUCGCCAAGACCCAGCUUCACAUGAAGCCUUGGGCAUUGGGGAUGAUCAAUGUUAUAUCCACUACGUUCGGGGUCAUCGGAGCAUUUAGUUGGGCCUUCAUCUCGCGCAAGCUCAAUCUCAAGCCCCACCAGACGAUUUUGGUCUGCAUCGGCCUCUUCGAGCUCAUUCCGAUUUACGGACUUCUCGGCUACAUUCCGUUUGUGCGGAACUGGGGCGUGGGCGGACUGCAACAGCCUUGGGAGAUGUAUCCCUUGGCCGCGGUGUAUGGGCUUGUGCUAGCAGGCGUGUCGAGCUUUUGCAGAUCAGUCUACGGCGAGCUUAUUCCUCCCGGUUCCGAAGCGGCUUUCUAUGCUUUAUACGCCAUCACGGACAAGGGCUCGAGUGUGUUUGGGCCGGCGAUCGUGGGAGCCAUCAUUGAUGGAUCAGGAGACAUCCGACCAGCGUUCUGGUUUUUGGCGGCUCUGGUAGCAAUUCCGGCGCCCCUCAUCUGGAGCGUCAACGUGGAGAGAGGCAAGCGUGAGGGCGAAAGGCUUGCGGAGACGAUCGAGGGGUUUGAGAGCCAGCACAGAGGAGUUGAAAGUGAGACUGAGAGCGAGGACCGGCCCAUUCUCAGCGCAUACGAUGAUGAAGAGGAAGAUGAGCAUGAUCGGACCAGACGGUAG
Colletotrichum chrysophilum is the source of this 1971-nucleotide messenger RNA. RefSeq names its product Autophagy- protein 22 (gene ATG22). The transcript is spliced from 3 exons. The coding region runs from base 1 to 1971 and encodes 656 amino acids. Gene Ontology annotation, biological process: amino acid transmembrane export from vacuole. NCBI's taxonomy places the organism in Eukaryota, Fungi, Ascomycota, Sordariomycetes, Glomerellales, Glomerellaceae. The record is from RefSeq and is a predicted model, not a curated record.